GCCCCAGGUGUAAAGAUCCUGGCACAAGGGCUGGAACAGUUCAGAUUGUGAGAACAAGCUAUGAAAUAGAUCAAAUAGUUCAGUACAACUGCACAAAGCCAGGUUUUACAACUGUGACAAAUGACACUCUGGUGUGUGAAUACAAGAAUGGAACUGUACAAUGGAGUGGUGAUCCUCCAACUUGUGAAGAUGCUGAACCACCAGUAAUCACGUGCCCUACAGUGGAGCCCUUGGAUCUGUACAGUACCUUAGUGUAUGCAGACCCAAUUGUGUCGGACAAUUCUGGCCUGUCCUGUUUUAUACUUGAUUCAGGACCUCCUUCAGGAGUUUCAGUGGUGACCAAUAAUACAACAGUGAGAUACAAUGCUACAGACACUCGGAAUGAAUACUUUUGUGAAUUUAAUGUUACUGUGAAAGAUCGCUCUGAACCAACAAUAGAGUGUCCACCACGACAUCAACAAGAGCUUGCAGGCAGGAGAUAUGCUUUGGUUAACUUAAAUGAAUCUCUACUGGUGUCUCACUCUGGGGAUGGUAUAAUCGUGUUUGAUCCCGCCGGUCCUCUCAAUGUAACAGAAGGAAGUGUGAUUCCUGUCAGAGUAAACAUUACCAAACAAAAUGGUCUUGUGAAGGGGUGUGCUUUUUUGGUCAGUGCUGCAUCAACAACCUGCAGCAACGAAACCUUACCAGCAAUUGACAAUGGAAGAAAUGAAAACUGUGUUGGCAAUGGCAGCAAGAUGACUUGUGUUGGUGUCUGUGACCAGGGACACUUAUUUCAAAAUGGGACUAACUCUACAAGCUAUUCUUGUGUAAAUGGAACAUGGAAUGUGGAUUCUCUUGUACAGUCAUGUAUCAAAAUGCAUGAUGUGAUUUACAACUAUGAUGUGUCACUAAUAUACAACCUCAAUGGCAGUAAAAUUCCACCUUCAGCUCAAUAUGAUCGUACGCUCUGUUCAGACAGACACUGCAGUUUUCUGUCCCAUCUUGUAGAAAACAUCUCAGCUUGUGGAUACAAUACUUUCAGAGUCAUCAAUUGUAGAAGUACAGAAGAAGGCCACAGUAGUGAAGACACAUCUUUCACACUUCAACUAUUGAGUGCUGAUGGAAAUGAGACCAGCUUACAAAAUUGUAAUGAUACAUUACAGAAUCAGUCUGUGACUUUGUUUGGUCCUACAUACCCUGGCAAUGGCACCAUGUCUUGCCUCUCACCUUGGUCUGUAGACUCAGGCUCUGUGGUUAUUGUGCCAGUGAAUAGUUCUUGUGACAACAAUUCCAUGAUGGUAGACUACAAAGGGAGGAACUACUGCAUGCCUUGUGGCCAGGGCAUGUCUUUUAACACCGCAACAGGGACAUGUCAUCAGUGUCCAGAUGGAUAUUACCAAGAUGAAGAGGGACAAGCAGUAUGCAAAACAUGUCCAAAUGGAGUCCUCAAGUCUCAUACACCACGGACAAAGAAAAGCCAUUGUUUUGAACUCUGUCCUGGAGGAUUCAUCAGCACAAGUGGCUACAAAGAAGACAACUGCACUGCAUGUCCUGAGAACCAGUUCAGCAUUUCAUCAAACUCUUGCCAGCCAUGUCCAAAUAAUGGGUCUACCUUGGGCAUAUCAGGAGCAACAUCAGUGACUCAGUGUUCAGAGCCAUGUUCUCCUGGAGAGUACUCAAUCACUGGAUUUAAACCUUGCUCUGCUUGCCCCAAAAACUUCUAUAGUGACAGUCAUGGAGCAAAGUUAUGUACUGAAUGUCCCUCAAACAGUACAACUGCAGGGAAUGGAUCAAAGUCAUUCUCAGACUGUAACAAUAAUGUGUGUGAGAUUCAUGACCACAGACCUGUAUGCUCUUGUAAACCAGGUUACUAUGGAGAUUCCUGCAGCAAUAAGAGCUGUGAUGUCUGCAAUCCAAAUCCAUGCUAUAAUGAUGGCGUGUGUACAGCUUCUGGGCUUAACUUCACAUGCAAUUGCAAAACUGAAACUAAUUGCACUUUCAGCAAAAAUCCUCACAUCAUUUACUCAACAAAUGAUCCCAGUAUACCAUGGUCCCUUAAUGGAAAUAAUACAUGUCGUGAUUUAUGUCACAAAAGCUUUAGCUGUGUGGCCUAUUUAAUAGACGAUGCUAAUGCCUGCUACCAGUACAACAGGUUACUUCUUGACAACACAAUUAUUAAUAUACAUCAGUCUUACAUCAAGAAUUGUGCUGAGCAAAAGUUAUUUGAUGGACAACUGUGUGAAAGAGACUUGACAAAUGACUGCGAUCUUGAUAUGUGUGCCAGCAAAGAAUUUUGUCAAGAUCUUGUAAAUCACACUGAGUGUCACUGUCCCUAUGAUGGAGGAAACUAUGACAGCAAGUGUGCAAAACCAGACGAUCCGUGCCAGAGUAAUAACUGCAGCCUUCAUGGGAAAUGUAUCUCCUAUGGCUCUUUACGUUCAGUCUGCGAGUGUGACCCAGGGUAUACAGGAGAUAAAUGUGAAACAGACAUAAAUGAAUGUGACAUAAACAGCCAGGGCUGUUUGUAUAAUGGAAGCUGCCAGGAUGGAGUAAACACUUACAGCUGCUCCUGUGUAAAUGGUUUUUCUGGAAGUCACUGUGAAAUCUUAGCAGAUUUCUGUAAUCACAAUGAUUGUAAAGUUGCUAAUGGGGGAAUUUGUACCAAUGAUUUUCAAAACUUCACUGCGAGCUGUACCUGUGGAGAACAUUACAUGCCAGAUUCUCAGAAUCCAGAUGCAUGUGUUCCCAUAGACUACUGUCUGAGCAAUCCUUGUGGAAAUGGAACAUGCAGAAAUGUGACUGGUGGAUUCAGAUGUGACUGCAGUUUAGGAUUUGAGGGUUCCCACUGUCAACAUAACAUUGAUGACUGUGUCAGCCACAACUGCAAGAAUGGAGCAACUUGUCUGGAUGGAGUCAGCAACUUCACUUGCACCUGUUCUGCUGGUUUUACAGGCAACUCCUGUGAGACAAACAUAGAUGACUGUUCAGGAAAAUGUGCGACCAAUAAUACAGAAGCUCCAUGCCAGGAUUUGGUUGAAGACUAUUACUGUCCGUGUAAUCCUGCAUACACGGGAAAGAAUUGUUCGGAAGCUGUCAAUAUGUGUACUGUUUAUGAACCAUGUCUUCAUGGAGGAAACUGUUCUAACUUCACCGGAGGAUACAACUGCACUUGUGCUGCAGGAUGGACCGGGAACAACUGUGAGCAAGAAAUAAAUCACUGCAGUUCAAACCCAUGUCAGAACAACAAAUAUUCUGGUGUAGCCUGUGAGCUAGAGAAGGAUCACUGUGCUGGUGAUCCAUGUAAUGGAGGAAUCUGUACUCAAAAUCACCUGACUUAUGUUUGUGAUUGCAGUAAUGGUGAGCGGGUACAUUUAUGUGGUCAGAACUGCAGUGAAACAGAAUUGGCCUGUAGUUCAUGUCCAAACAAUACAACACAACGAAAAUUUAAUGACACAUAUGGAAAUCCCAGAUGUGCAUGCAUUUGUCAUGCAAAUGAAACGCUUGUUGGGGACACAUGUCAAACUGUUGACAGGGACUAUGAUCUUGUAUUUCUGGAGAGUUUUGCCAGCAAAAGCAAAUUUGUAACUUCUGAAAGUGGUUUUUACCUGGACAAAAACACCAGCUUAACUAUCAGCAUUUCUGAUAUGAACAGCACUUUCUUGUCAGUCUUCAAUACAAAGGUGCAGUUUACAACCAACGCUGAUGUUUCCGUUGAUUUUACUGAAGAUAUAGGCACCAAACAUUCACUGGAUGAGCGGUUUAACUGGCAUUUUCUAUCUAUUGUUUGGUCAACAAAUGGAAACUUGAGAAUUAGGUUUGAUUUCUUGAAUCUGAAUCAAGCAACAGUAUCAGCUCUGCCACCAUCUGAGAAGUUUGUGUUUGUACAACUUGGACAGUCAUUCUAUGGAUAUAUCUCCCAAGUUUCUGUCUGGAAAACAGCUCUGACUUCAAAGGAACUGUAUGCAUUUCUACUUCUAGGGUGGACCAAGUAUUCCUUCGAUAGUUCAGUGAAGAGAACAAGGAGCUCCACAGCCACUGGAUCACUGUCUAUCUGUAACAUUACAAACACUAUUGCACAGAUGGGACUGAAUACACCAGAGUGUAAAAACAUCAAACUUACAGAUAAAACACCUCCAAAAGUCAACUACUGCAAUGAGAGCACAGUGCUGCUAGCAGACUACAGUAAACAUCAAGUUAACUCUAGCGAGCUGGGCUAUGAAUUUACAGAUGACCAUGAUGGAAAACUGUUGAUUGAAGGUCAGUUAUAUUCCUAUGGGGCCUAUGAUAUUGCUGUCACCGCCAAUGAUUCAGCAGGGAAUAUUGGAGUCUGUAUGACAAGGACUUACAUUACCCGAUCUGCUGCACAAUGUUCUGACAAUCUAGAUGGAAACAAAGUGACUUGCCCACCUGACAUGCUGCCUAGUGUUCCAACACCCAACUUUGUCUCCUGUAGCCACCUGCAGACUUACAAUCUGGAUGAUAUGUAUGAGAAACCUGAUAGAAUUGUUUGUGGAGUGAGAAAACCCCUCUCUGUAACUGUGAAUGUGACGUUGCCAUAUCAGAUCGUUGUAGACUGUCAUGAGGACACUGUGGUAAAAGAAAUCAAUGGUCACCUAAUAGCAAUAAUAAAGAAACUGAAUAACACAUGGAAAGGUUUGUGCAUUGACACAAACUGCAGCAAUGUGAAUUCUUCUGGACACUGCACAGGAAAAAGAAGCUUAACAGCUAAUGUACAGAUUGGUGGUCUAAAUGUAUCUCUGGGUGCACCAGGUUAUCCAGCAAUGACCCCUCUGGAGAUUAUGAAAAUGGCUGUUUCUGGCAAAGAUACCUUCAAUAUUUCUGGAGUAGCUGAUGCAUAUGUUGAGAUCGAGAAGACAAUAGUUGAUGAAAUGUUAUCAUGCACCAAAGGAUACUCUCUCUCAGGAAUUUAUUGUGUCCAGUGUGGCCCUGGUUCAUAUUAUGAUGAAGGAGAACAGAAGUGCAAGUUGUGUAAACUGAACAUGUACAGUGACCAUCCUGGCAAUAGUUCAUGUACAGCUUGCCCUUCUAACAAAGUCACACUUCAGAGAGGAAGUUCCAGUUCUGCUGAUUGCAAAGAAAAAUGUCCAGUGGGUCAGAUGCUCAACCUCACAACAAAUACAUGUGUGUCCUGUCCCAGAAAUUUUUACCAAGACCAUGAAGGCAAGAGUUAUUGUUUCCCUUGCCCGCCUGCUACAGAAACUGUCAAUAAUGGGACCAUAAGUCAAGCUGACUGCAGAGAAAUCUGUAAACCUGGCUCAGAACUGAAGGGUAAGGUAUGUGUAGAGUGUCAGAGAGGAUUUUACAGACCUGGCAAUCUUCAGGACCCAUGUACUCCAUGUCUGAUGUCAAAUAUGACAACAAGAGACAAUGGCAGUAUAUCAGAGGAUGAGUGCACUAUUCCUAGAUGUCCCCCUGGACAAUUUGUACAAGAUAAUGGCACCUUCACGUGCCAGUUUUGUGACUAUGGGAAGUAUCAACCAAAUGAAGCAGAGUUUGACUGUAUACCUUGUGUUAUGAACUUCACCACAGAAAACAAGGGAGAAACCAAUGUUUCCAUGUGUCAUUUAAACUGCCCAGAAGGAAAAGAAAACAUCAAUGGGACUUGUGUCAGUUGUUCAGAUGACCAUUACAAGCAAACGUCUGGCUUUGACCAGUGCAUGAACUGUACUGGAGAUUUCACAUCAACUCCGAGUAACAGGAGCUACUGUACACAAAUGUUUUGUGAUGUGGGCCGGGAACUGAUUGCUGGAAAUUGUUCAGACUGUGACUAUAGAUACUACAAACCAUCAAGGGGAAAUAAUGUGUGUACAGAAUGCCCAUUGAACACGACUACAGCCUCUAAAGGAUCAACAUCGGAUCUAAAUUGUUCCCUUGCAUUUUGCCCAGCAGGAAGUUACCUAAAUGAAAGCAUCAACAACUGCUCCCUUUGUGAACGGGGCACCUUUCAGGAUUCACCAGGCAAAAAUAACUGCAUCCCCUGCAGGUCUAACUACACCACUCAUUUUGAAGGGUCAUUUGCUUCGAGCCAGUGCUAUGAAAUAUGCCUGCAAGGUAACUAUCGCAAUGGAACAGACUGUUUGCCUUGCCCAGUGGGACAGUAUCAAAAUGAGUCAGAUCAGACCAGCUGUAAAAUCUGUGGAAACAUUUCUGGCUAUAAUGCAUCAACAGUCUCUACACAAACAGUUAAUAAAGGCGACUGUUUUCCAAUAUGCCUAGAAGGUUUUUCCUUAGACAAGGGGAAGAGAUCGUGUUUGCCUUGUUCUGUUGGUACCUAUAAAAGUUCAAGAUCCUUGAACCUUAACACAAGAUGUGAAUCCUGCAAAGCUCAUUUUACUACCCGCCACGAGAAUGAAACUAGCCCAGAUGCUUGCAUACUUGACAAGUGUGAAAAGGGUUACUACAGAGAUGUCAGCAGUAGUGAAUGUAGGUCCUGCCCAGUAGGAGAAUAUCAAGACUCUGAUCUGCUUCUGAAUGUAACAGCGUGUACCAAGUGUCCAAAUGGAACCACAACUUUAUAUGAAGGUGCACCUGUAAGGGAUGGAUACUGCAUAAAUAAUUGUCCUGAUGGGGAAGAAUACAAUUUAAUAUUCAAAAUCUGCUCUGUCUGCCCAAUUGGAAUGUACAGACCAUUAGGU
This is a messenger RNA of Candidula unifasciata, 6635 nucleotides long. Lineage: Eukaryota; Metazoa; Mollusca; Gastropoda; Stylommatophora; Geomitridae. The record is from the annotation of a GenBank genome assembly.